AUGAGUCGCCUGGUGGCUCCGAAGCUGUUGAUACCUUCUUUGGGCCAAGGGGAACGUGGCUUUGGCUCGCCAGCUGAAUUCGAGUCUGCCCCUUCCGAGUCACGGCCAAGUUCCAACUUGGCUACUUCGCAAAACCGGCCUUUGCACCCACGGUGCGAUGCACACGCACCUCGCCCGAUAGCUUCCACACAGUCCUUCUCAUCAAGGUCAGAUUCCAAAGAUUCGUCUCUGCCCUUGCCAUUCUCGCAGCGUCCAGAUCCACUUCAUUCCGCCUGGAGUGCUGAGAGCGAAGUGGUCAGUCAAGCUGAUCCCAUAAGCCCAAGCAGCGCUCUAGGUGGAGCGAUCUCCACUUUUGGGGCUCCGGCAGAAUGGUGGCAUGAUUCCAUCAUCUUGGGCAGGCUCAGUGCUUUGGCUCUGCGAUACUUUGCUACAAAGGCGGUCAAGAAGCCGUGGAAAGCCUGGCUACGAUACCUCGAUGCUGUCCGCCACAAAGAAGAGGGCCGCUUGCGCAGCCAGCUGCAGCUUGCGCUGCGCUUGUGGAGAAGGCGCACGGUGUGGCAUGGACGACGUCUGGCGCCGAAGCGCCCUCUGCUGCUUGCCUUGCAGAGGAUUGCGCAGACACACUUAGCACCGGUUUGGGGGCGGUUGCGUCAGGCCGUCUUUGCGCAACGAGACGUGGAGCGCAGGCUUCGAGUGCUGCACCUGAUUCGCCGGAAGAUGAUGGAAACCAUGGCCCAGGUGCACUACUAUCAAUCGCUGUUGCGGCUCGGGCUUGCGGCACUCUGGCUGGCAGUCAAAACAAGGGACCCGUCGUCCAGCUCCGUUGCAUCAGCUCCAGCAGCGGUAUGCUCGAGCCGUCACACCCAUGUGCAGCAGGUUUUGAGCCGGGCUUGGCGCCGUUGGCACUUCGCGACCCACAUUUCGGAUGGAGCCAACCAGGAAUCCGAGUCCAUCCAGCAGGAAGAAAGAACUGCGCUGAUCGGCCAAGAUGGUACAGGCCAGCAGCAGGUCGUGAAGAGGGAUGCCGACAGCUCCGAUGAUGAUGCUCUGAGUACUUCUAGAAGGUGUCGCUUCACCACCGGGAUGCUCUUGCUCUGCGUUGCUGGUGCGAUUCUGAUCUUUUACCCGCAAGCUAUGGCUCAUCGACAUUUCUCGAAGACUCUGGUUGGCCUAGAGGAAUGGGAGCAAAUCCCGAAUAUUUCGGGUGUCAUCAAACGUGCAGAAGGUUUGGAUCCGGCCAAGACGACGCGGAAUUUGCGCGACCUUUUCACCCAGUAUGGACCAUACCAAGAUGGAGAGCUACCGUGGGUAAGAACGCAAUGUGUUGUUGAUGCCGUCCAAGCAUCGGCAUAUCUGGUGCAGGCGGUGGUUUUCUUGUAUCGAGCCAUAGACUACCAGGGUCUCGAAUGUCCAAAGAACACUCCUUCUGGAUGUGCUGUUAGUAUCGCGGGCUUUAUCGCCUCUCUAAGCUGGGUGGCAUCGUACAUCAGCUUGGCAGCAUCGUCCUGUGGGGACGCAGUGAACUCGGGUGCGCUUUGUGCUGCUGACUGGACUGCGCUGAUGGCGGAUUUUGCAGAAGUUGCCUCGAGUGGUGCAGCAGUCAAAAACGAUUGCAACUUUGGAGGGAAAAUCAGUGGAUUGCUCCUCCACAUCGAUCGCAAUCGCAAGACACAUCCAUAUUAUCACUGGGAGCAAUUCAUCCCACCUGGGGCUGGGCCAGCCGUCAUCAUGGCGCGCAAGCGACACGACAUGAAUCUAGAUGCAAAGAAUUCAAUUGGCAAAGUCUUCAACACCUGCACCAACUUCCGAAUUGACGGAGAGCUCGGCUACGAUGCAAAAUCGCCUGAGAGCCUGUCGAAGACACGGCUCGGGGUGUACCAGGAGCGAGAACUUGAGGCCUGGCUGACCGGAGAGUGCUCGACUCCUCGGUCCAUGAUCCUUGCUGAGGCCUUCGAGUCCGUACCUGUGGCCGAAACCGAAAAGCUGGUCUCAGCCACGGCCAUGUCGUCUCCUUCGCCAGACAUGGUCCGCCGGCACCCCUUCCUCGCAGAAGGAAGCAGUGGGCUUCAGGUGCAGGCUGAAGCAGAGCCACUGUUGCUGCAGGACGACCAGGCAAUGGAUGCGGGCAACGUCGGACGACAGGCUUGGCUUCAAAGAUCCCGCAAGCUGAGUACUGCGCAGAGGUCAAGACCGUUUUCGCAGGUUUCAGGAAAGAGCUCCAAAGGCAUAGACUUGGACAAGCUCCAGCGCCAUUCCAGCGAGGAUUCAGGCGCCGUUCUGGCUGCUCCCAGCCUGCCAGACAAGAGGCAACAGAGGACAGACUCCAACCAGUCAUCUGACGCCGAGGUUGACUUUAACAUUUGGGCGGAUGGCAGCCGACCGGCAAAGACCAGUGCGGCGCCCAUGGCUUUGGCAGGGCACGCAGGCCCCUCAUCAGCUUUCAGUGGAGAGCGUUCAGUGGCCGACAGAAGUGACAGUUAUUGGGCGAUUCGGCGGACCAUUUGCAGACCAUCGGCGCUCGGAUUGAGAAAGUCUCGAGUAGAGCAGCAUGCUACAUCCUUUCAUGGCAUGAUGCUGUCAUGGAACCAAGUGGUGUCUUCGAUGAUGCGUUGA
This is a messenger RNA of Symbiodinium sp. CCMP2456, 2613 nucleotides long. NCBI's taxonomy places the organism in Eukaryota, Dinophyceae, Suessiales, Symbiodiniaceae. The record is from the annotation of a GenBank genome assembly.